ACGUAUGUUGUACGAUAUAUAUUCGAUUCACCGGAAUGAGAAAUUCAGUGUUGCAAGUGCAGUUAUUUAAGUUAACAGUUAAUAAAACUCGUAAUAAAUAAAGGAAGAAAUUUAUUAAAAUGAAGAAGCUUCUUAUUGUGGUCUUUGUACACUUUUUCGUGUUUAAACCAAUAGAAUCGGAAACGACGGAAUAUAUUGAAAAUAUGUCAAAUGAAACUUCCAACGAGGACUUUUGUUUCAAUAUGAGUGGAAUAGCUCCUGAACAAUUGUUCUUCAUGGAUCACUUGGAAAGAUUGGAAAAAUCAGAAAGGGAGGAAUUUAGAUACAAAAUUGGUUGUUACUUGUCAUGUUUGUUUCAACAGUACAAAACUAUGGAUGGUGCCCACAUUCAAAUAUCGGAUAUGAUCGAGUUGUUCAAAUCGGACUCAAAGUUCUACGCAGAAGACACACAAAAGGAAAUUGACGACAUCGCCAUUACUAUAGAAAUGUGUGCCAAACAAGUCGAAAUAAUAACCGACGCAUGUGAAGUGGGAUGGAAAUUUGGAAAAUGUAUGAAGCUAAUACCAAAUGAAGCUAAUGACAAAUAAUAAAAAAAUAAAAUAUACUAGUGGAUUUACAUAACUUUAUAUAUUAUAAAAUAAAAAUAUAUAUAAUAAAAUAUAAUAAGUAUAAUUUAA
Molecule: messenger RNA, 677 nt
Organism: Vespa crabro (European hornet)
Lineage: Eukaryota; Metazoa; Arthropoda; Insecta; Hymenoptera; Vespidae
Exons: 5
Coding region: 120-587 (155 amino acids)
Molecular function (GO): odorant binding
Source: RefSeq, a predicted model, not a curated record